This is a messenger RNA of Thermochaetoides thermophila DSM 1495, 306 nucleotides long. RefSeq lists its product as uncharacterized. The coding region runs from base 1 to 306 and encodes 101 amino acids. Lineage: Eukaryota; Fungi; Ascomycota; Sordariomycetes; Sordariales; Chaetomiaceae. The record is from RefSeq and is a predicted model, not a curated record. The transcript has 2 exons.
AUGCCGCCCAAGCGUCUUCUUCACUCCUGGAAUGCAGAGACUCAUGAAGAUGUUCUGAUCGCUCUCUUGGACAUUAUGAAACCUGUCAAGGAAGAUUGGGCCAAAGUCAUGGAGAACCUGCGUGAGAAGGGGUACACCUUCUCUGAGGGUGCUUUGGUAAACCCCACUGUUUGGGAUCACGAUGCCCAUCUCACUCUUCUUCAAGCCGUCAUGUCUGAGAACCCUCCCACUGCUGAUGAGUGGGAGCGAAUCUUGAAAAGGGUUGAAGCCAAGGGCUACAGAUACACUCCCAGUGCUGCUAUGUAA